AUGGCCCACAAGCAGAUCUACUACUCAGACAAGUACUUCGACGAGCAGUACGCGUAUUGGCAUGUCAUGUUACCCAGAGAACUUUCUAAACAAGUACCCAAAACUCAUCUGCUGUCCGCAGAGGAGUGGAGGAGACUUGGUGUCCAACAGAGUCUAGGAUGGGCUCAUGACAUGAUCCAUGAGCCAGAACCACGCACGUGGUCUUCUCUUUAG
This is a messenger RNA of Rattus rattus (black rat), 213 nucleotides long. RefSeq names its product cyclin-dependent kinases regulatory subunit 2-like. The record is from RefSeq and is a predicted model, not a curated record. Gene Ontology annotation, cellular component: cyclin-dependent protein kinase holoenzyme complex; SCF ubiquitin ligase complex. The coding region runs from base 1 to 213 and encodes 70 amino acids. The transcript has a single exon. Gene Ontology annotation, biological process: regulation of mitotic cell cycle. Gene Ontology annotation, molecular function: histone binding; protein kinase binding; ubiquitin binding. NCBI's taxonomy places the organism in Eukaryota, Metazoa, Chordata, Mammalia, Rodentia, Muridae.